Penicillium odoratum is the source of this 3117-nucleotide messenger RNA. RefSeq lists its product as uncharacterized. The record is from RefSeq and is a predicted model, not a curated record. Lineage: Eukaryota; Fungi; Ascomycota; Eurotiomycetes; Eurotiales; Aspergillaceae. Bases 1 to 3117 code for a protein of 1038 amino acids. The transcript is spliced from 4 exons.
AUGGCAUUGCAAAGGAGAUCAAUGGCCACUGUUGUGGAUAGGGCCGCUGAGCUCGAUCCCGAGAGACUGUUUGCUGUCAUCCCACAAGGGUCGGAACUUUCCGAUGGCUUCCAAAGUUUGACGAUGAAGGGGUUGUCCCAAGCAGUAAACUUUCUAUGUUGGUGGAUCGAAAAUAAUAUUGGAACAGACUCUCCCCGAGAGACUCUGGCGUACAUGGGAAGCAACGAUGUGCGGUAUUGUAUAUUUCUUCUCGCUUGUCAGAAGACUGGACAUCAGGCCUUCUAUCCUUCGACCAGGAACGCCGAUGAAGCCCAUAUCCACCUGUUGAAGGAAACAAAGUGCACAAAGUUCUUCUUUUCGGAGGAAAGAGUGACUCGGGUCUUGGAGUUAAAGAAACUCUGUCCUGAUCUCGAAAUUUUCCAAGUUCCAUCAGUGAAACUGAUGCUGGCCGACCAGAGUGGUUUGAAUCCCUACCGAUAUGACAAGUCUUUCGAGGAAGUCGAAGAUAUCACAAUGUGCAUCAUUCAUAGUUCGGGAACCACUGGUAUGCCAAAACCGGUGCCCUUGAGCAAUGGGUUUUGGAGUGCAUUUGACAACGCCGGCAACCUUGACUGGCCGGAGGGUCGUCAGCCGACCCUCAUUAUUCGCCUGGGUCGACAAGAUCUCGCCUUAGCAACAACACCAUUUUUCCACUUGAUGGGGAUGAUUUCCUUUGGGAUCUCAAUUUUCCAUGAGGUUCCUGCCUUAUUUGGACCCGAUAAGCCCAUCUCGGUGGAAUACCUCACCGAAAUGCUGCAGAUGACUCGUCCAACAGCUGGCGUGUUCCCACCAUCAGUCCUAGAGGAUAUGAGCCACUCUGAGAAAGCGCUAGAAUGUCUCAAGAACCUCAAGUCUGUUUUGUUUGGAGGGGCCCCUCUCAGCCCCGAAACUGGUGACCGACUACGUCAGUACACCCAGUUGGUCCCUAUUAUUGGAACCAGCGAGAUUGGCUGGCUCCCCUCGAUGGUACCUCAAGACGGAGCUGACUGGAGCUACUUUGAGUGGAACAAGAGUUAUGGCAUCGAUAUGCAAAAAGUGGAUGAAGGCCUCUAUGAGCUUGUCGUCUUGCGCAAUCCCAAAUCCCGGGCUCUCCAAGGCAUCUUCCAUACCUUCCCAGACAUCGACGUUUACCGAACCAAGGAUGUCUAUACGCAGCACCCCACCAAGCCCUGUCUCUGGAAAUUUAAUGGUCGCAUUGACGACGUUAUUGUUCUAAGUAACGGAGAGAAGUUCAACCCGACCACCAUGGAAACAAUCAUCGAGGGACAUGCACUGAUUGCCAAAGCGAUUGUUAUUGGUCAAUCUCGAUUCCAAGCUAGCUUGCUGGUAGAGCCAUAUCCUGGGAUUCCAGAGAUGAACACCAAGACUUUUAUCCAAGAGAUCUGGCCUACUGUUCAAGUAGCGAACCAAACCAUUGCUGCCCAUGGUCGAGUAAUGAAGAACCUGAUUGGCAUUGCCCCCAAGGGAAAAACCUUCGAGAGAACACCGAAGGGUAGCGUCAAGCGACGAUCCGUUCUCCAAGAAUUUGCGAAUGAAAUCAAUGAGAUAUACAAGGCUGGACUUGAAGAAGAUCUUGAUAGCUAUGUCCCCGAGAGCCUCGAUCGGGCCAGUAUUCUGAAAUACACUCGUGUAAUUAUUUCACGGGUAUUGGAGAAAUCGGAGAUCCCCACCAGCCAGGAUAUCUACAGUCUUGGAUUUGAUUCUCUGAUGACCAUGCAGGCGGCCAAGAUGUUGCAGCGAGGCGUUCAGCAUCUGCAGGAAAAAUUGAAGCCAGGAGCUAUCAGCCCACAAACUAUCUACUCCAACCCAACUGUGGAGCUUCUCGCAGAGGCGAUCUCCAAUAUCGUGGAGGGUAAAUCACAGGAGGCUGUACCUCGUGACCAGAAAAUCCAAAGAAUGGUGGAGAAGUACACCAGUGGUCUCCCUGAAACCAGAGUUGGGAAUCUGACUCAAUCAGCGACCCCGUCCACGGUGAUUUUGACUGGAUCUACUGGCUCCCUGGGCACGUACCUAUUGCACAAUCUGAUCAAGAAUCCGUCAGUUUCAAAAGUGUACUGCCUGAACCGGUCGGAUGCCGGAAAAAGACAAAAGUCCGGCUUUGAAGAAAAGGGGCUUUUUGUGGACGCCAGUGAGUGGGCUUCCAAGGUUGAAUUUUUGCAGGCAUCAUUUGGAGAUGCUCACUUUGGCCUGAGCACAGACAAGUAUGGAGAGCUCCUGGAAUCUGCUGAUACCAUCAUUCACAAUGCUUGGAAGGUUGACUUCAACCACUCAGUGGAGUCGUUCGAGGAGACUCACAUCAAGGGAGUACGCAAUUUCGUUGACUUCAGUGUGAAGAGCAAGUACAACGCCCAUAUCCACUUUGUAUCCUCUGUCAGCACAGUCGGUUCCUGGAAGCCAGAGAUGGGACCCUUAGUACCUGAAAUCCCCAUGGAGGACUGUGCCGUUGUUCUUACCCAAGGAUAUGGAGAAUCCAAGCAUGUUGCAGAGAGAAUUUGCCUGGAGGCAUCUCGCCGGUCUCGUGUUCCCACCUCGGUCUACCGGGUUGGACAGAUCGCAGGACCAACUACUGUGAAGGGGCAGUGGAACCCACAUGAAUGGCUUCCAACAAUUAUUGCCACGUCGAAGGCAAUGGGAAAAAUUCCUAGCGGUCUCGGGUCCGUACCCGUGGAUUGGGUUCCAGUCGACACUCUUGCAUCGAUUAUCACAGACAUCGUCCAAACCCGUCAUGAUGAUCGAUCCGAGUUCCCUCACGCAGUCUUCCAUCUCACGAACCACAGAACAGUUCCUUGGUCAUCGCUUAUUCCGGCCAUUCAACAAAAGUACAAAGUUGAAGCAGUCGACUUUGCAUCUUGGGUAGCAGAGCUCGGGAAUAUUCAGAAUCCAUCUAGUGUUGAGGUUGCCGAAAAACCAGCCCUCAAGCUGCUCAUUUUCUACCGUGGUUUGGCCGAUGAAAGCCAAGCUUCGUUGUCUGUUGCUUUGGAUGUUCAGAAGACGAAGGAAGCCAGCAAGACCAUGAACUCCAUUCAACCCAUCUCUGCAUCAUUGAUGUCGAACUGGUUAGAGCAGUGGCAGUUUUGA